Messenger RNA from Aspergillus pseudotamarii, 1309 nucleotides. RefSeq names its product proteasome regulatory particle lid subunit RPN8 (gene rpn8). Bases 173 to 1237 code for a protein of 354 amino acids. NCBI's taxonomy places the organism in Eukaryota, Fungi, Ascomycota, Eurotiomycetes, Eurotiales, Aspergillaceae. The transcript is spliced from 3 exons. The record is from RefSeq and is a predicted model, not a curated record. Gene Ontology annotation, molecular function: protein binding; metallopeptidase activity. Gene Ontology annotation, cellular component: proteasome regulatory particle; proteasome complex. Gene Ontology annotation, biological process: proteasome-mediated ubiquitin-dependent protein catabolic process.
UUCACCUCCGUCAUCAUCAGCCUUCCUCUAAUCAUCAUCAUUCCUUCUUCCCACUCAGGACUUUCGCUCUCCGAGGCUUUCUUUUCUUGUCACCCAUAUCACGCAUAAGUCUGACUUUUGUCUCAAUCUCACAUCUACUUAAUAACUAGUUCCCGUGUCGUCUGAUUCCGCCAUGCCUGCCACCACGGCGGACACCCUUUCCCUCGUCACGCGAACCGUCACGGUUGCCCCGUUAGUGCUCCUCUCAGUCGCAGAUCAUUAUGGUCGCUCGGCCAAGGGAACUCGCAAACGUGUGGUUGGAGUAUUGCUAGGGGAGAACUCGGGUCAAAAUGUUCGAGUAUCAAACAGCUUUGCGGUCCCCUUUGAGGAGGAUGAAAAGGAUCCCUCAGUGUGGUUCUUAGAUCAUAAUUUUGUCGAAUCGAUGAGAGACAUGUUCAAGAAGAUUAACGCUCGUGAAAAGCUCAUUGGAUGGUAUCACUCGGGCCCGAAGCUACGGGCCUCUGACCUAGAAAUUAACGAGCUAUUCAAACGAUACACACCCAAUCCUCUGCUGGUGAUUGUCGAUGUCCAACCAAAGGAGGUCGGCGUGCCGACAGACGCCUACUUUGCCGUGGAUGAAAUCAAAGAUGAUGGCACCACCACUUCGAAGACCUUCGUUCAUACCCCAUCCAUAAUCGAAGCAGAAGAGGCGGAGGAGAUCGGUGUUGAGCAUCUUCUCCGAGACAUUAGGGACGUUGCUGUUGGUACCCUCUCCACUCGCAUAACGUCGCAGCUGCAGUCCCUGCAAGGCCUUCAUCUACGCCUGCGGGACAUUGGGCAGUAUCUGCAGAAAGUCCUUGACCAUGAGCUACCCGUCAAUCAUGCCAUACUAGGCAACCUUCAAGAUGUCUUCAACCUCCUUCCCAACCUAUCGACCCCACCAGUGACACCACGCCUCAGCGGGUCGGAACAGCAGUCGGAGAACAGCGAGCUGGCACGUGCCAUGAGUAUAAAGACCAACGAUCAACUAAUGGCCAUCUACCUGAGCAGUUUGAUCCGCGCCAUCACUGCCUUUCAUGAUUUGAUCGAGAACAAGAUUCAGAAUCGACAACAGCAAGAAGAAAAUGAGCUGAAGAGGGAACAGGAAACCAAUGCUACUAGGGGCGAAAAGGAGGCGAAGAAGGCGAACGGGGCCAUGAAUGGAGAGCAAAAGGAAGAGCUGGAUGGAUCCAAUGAAAGAUACAAGCAGGGUCAAUAAAAUACUAGCCGGGCUAUUGAGUCAAUGUGAUACGAUUUAAAGCUACUUAGCCCGACAUCGAAAUGUAGAGUG